Molecule: messenger RNA, 1640 nt
Organism: Carica papaya (papaya)
Lineage: Eukaryota; Viridiplantae; Streptophyta; Magnoliopsida; Brassicales; Caricaceae
Source: RefSeq, a predicted model, not a curated record
CUAUAGGAUAGUUGCCUUUACUCUUUUAUCCUUUUGAUAUAGAAAAAGUUUUGCAUUCAGAGGGCACUAUAAAAUGUGUAAGGAAACCAUGAAAACUGUAAUUAGAGAACUGUUAAAUAAUUAACAUGUUUCUAGUGGGAAUUUGUAAUUUUUUUUCCCUUCUUGUCACAGCAAUUCUCUUGGUAAUCGAUGUUCUAUCUUCAGGUUCCUUGGCAUGUUCCAUGUGGUGGUGUCUGCUAUGGAGAUGGAAAUUUGGUUUUCAUUGCAAAUGAUUGGCACACUGCAUUACUGCCAGUUUACUUGAAAGCAUACUACAGGGAUCAUGGACUAAUGAAAUAUACAAGAUCUGUUCUUGUAAUUCAUAACAUCGCUCACCAGGGUAGAGGACCAGUGGAGGAUUUCUUCUCUGUGGAUCUGCCUGAACACUACAUUGACCUUUUCAAAUUAUUUGACCCUAUUGGAGGCGAACACUUCAAUAUUUUUGCUGCCGGUCUAAAGGCUGCUGAUCGUGUGGUCACUGUGAGUCAUGGAUACGCCUGGGAGCUAAGAACUUCUGAAGGGGGAUGGGGUUUGCAUGGUAUCAUAAAUGAAAAUGACUGGAAAUUGAGUGGCAUCGUAAAUGGUAUUGACACAGAAGAGUGGAACCCAGUGUCUGAUGUUCACUUGACAUCAGAUGGUUACACUAAUUACUCCCUGGAGACACUGCACAUCGGGAAGCCUCAGUGUAAGGCAGCUUUGCAGAAAGAGCUUGGUCUGCCUGUACGUGAGCAUGUCCCAGUGAUUGGUUUCAUUGGGAGGUUGGAUGACCAAAAGGGUGUUGAUCUCAUAGCUGAGGCAGUUCCAUGGAUGAUGAGUCAGGAUGUGCAACUAAUCAUGUUGGGCACUGGUAGGCCUGACCUAGAACAGUUGCUCAGGAACUUUGAAAACCAAUACAAUGACAGAAUAAGGGGAUGGGUUGGAUUUUCUGUAAAGACAGCUCAUAGAAUAACUGCUGGUGUAGACAUUUUGCUCAUGCCAUCAAGAUUUGAGCCCUGUGGUCUGAAUCAGCUAUAUGCUAUGAGCUACGGGACAAUACCAGUUGUCCAUGCUGUUGGCGGAUUGAGGGAUACUGUUGUCCCUUUUAAUCCAUACGAAGAGUCAGGGCUUGGGUGGACAUUUGACAGUGCUAGCACAGAUAAGCUGAUACCUGCAUUAGGAAACUGCUUAUACACUUACCGAGAAUACAAGAAGAGUUGGGAAGGCCUACAAAAACGUGGGAUGAUGCAAGACCUCAGCUGGGAUCAUGCUGCAGAAAAGUAUGAGGAGGUCCUUGUUACAGCCAAGUACCAAUGGUGAGUAUUUGUGUUCUGUGGUUAUGACAUAUUGAGUUUUAGCCGGGCUGAUAUAUUUGGAGAUCAACCAUCCUGGAGUAAUUUCAAUUCCAAGAGCCUUCUCUCAUUGAAGGAUAUGCGAAGAUCAAGUUGUUUUUUCGCUUAGGCUUUUUGACAGUAGUAAAGGAGUUUUUUUUGCGUUGCUAGUCAGUAUAUAGGUAAUUGGUGUACCCAAAUAUUGAUUUUUUUGGGGUUGUUAUAAGUCAGGAUGAGGAAGAGAGCAGUCGCACGUGCAAGUAACAUUAAUAUAUUCACUAACGUAUAUUGCAA